AUGUCACCUCACUCUGCCAUUAGUAGUAGACUUCUAGUGGUUACCUACUUCGUGCUUAUGUCGUCAUUGCCGCAUAAGAGACGUCGAGACCUGCGACGCCAUUUUCGACAGUCGGGAGAAGUGUCGGGGCCAUUUUGUAUACUCGAUUUGUACUCGAAUGUAUGUGCAAGCGCUGUGCGUCGUUAAAAGUGGAUUAAUCUCUAUCGCGUCGCGAUAAAUCGGUAUUUGUGAGGUUUACGUUAAUCGAGAAACUAGAAAACAUGGGGCGGAAAAAGAAGAAGCAGUCCAGGCCAUGGUGCUGGUAUUGUAAUCGAGAGUUUGACGACGAAAAGAUUUUAAUUCAGCACCAGAAGGCAAAGCACUUCAAGUGCCAUAUUUGUCAUAAGAAAUUAUACACGGGGCCGGGACUUAGUAUACACUGUAUGCAGGUACAUAAGGAAGCGAUAGACAAAGUACCUAAUUCGUUGCCAAAUCGUAGCAAUAUCGAAAUAGAAAUUUAUGGUAUGGAAGGUAUCCCGCCGAACGAUGCCAAAGAGCACGAGAGGCAAAGGAAUGGCGGUAGGCCAGGAACACCCAGCUCAGGAGAGGAUGAACCUACUCCGAAAAAAUCUAAACCGGAAGGUCUUCUGGGUUCUGCACCAGGUGCCAUGUCGGGUUCGUCGAACAUGCUGCCUGGAGUAAUGUCUGGAAUGCAGGGGCAUCCAGGCAUGCCACCGAUGGGUCAAUAUCCUCCACCCAUGCAUCCGAUGAUGGGACCGAUGAGUCACGUGGGACCGCCUUUCAUGGGACCUGGCAUGAUGUCUGGCAUGCCAGGUAUGCCCCCUGGAAUGCAGCCACCGGUGAGCGCGGCCAAUAUGCCACCAUCUAGGCCGCUAUUCCCUAGUGCUGCUGCUGUUUCAACGGCAGCAACUUCAACUUCUGUAUCGACACCUCUCGGAGCUGACUUCAAACCUAUCACGUCGGUAGCAGGUGGUUCGAUCGGUCCUAUCAAGCCCACUUUUCCAGCAUAUGGAGGCGGGGAAGGUAAUUCCGGGUCAAACAACGAACCAUCCUCUGACCAAAAAAUCAACUUCAUCGCGACCACGGGUGCUGCCAGUAAAAUCAUUCACCCACCCGAAGAUCUCAGUCUGGAAGAGAUUCGGGCGAGAUUACCGAAAUACCAGCGUAGACAAAACGAGGACUCGCGGUCGAGUCAGCAGGAGGCUGCCCAGCAAGCGGCGGCCCUGCAGCAGCACCAGCACCAGCAGCAGCAGCAACAACAGCAGCAGCAGCAGCAACAACAGCAGCAACAGCAGGCUGCCGCGGCAACAGUGGCCGCGUUCCAAGAUCAGCAGCAGCGACAGCAGGCCGCGUUGAGCGCUCUUCAGCAGCAACAGCAGCGAUUUCAAAGGCCCCCUCAAGCAAUGAUGGUGCCGGCUUCGGCAGCGAUACCAGUCAGUUCCGUAGCGCUUAUGGCACCGCUUAUGCGGCCAACUAUGACCCUGGCUACACCUGCGCUCAUUCACGGAGGUAACAUGAUGCGACCGCCCCCCAUGGGCCUGCCACCAGGGAUGAUAGGAGCUCUGCCGCCGGGCGCGAUGCACCCGGCCUUCGCCACUCCCAUGGGGUUCCCGGGCGCCCCGAUGCUGGCACCCAUGAUGCACCCUCGCUUCAGAUGAUCGCCUCCGACGGACGGGCCCGAACCGCCGUUGCACUUCGUGCUUUGGGCCCGCCCUUAACCAGGUGUACUCAGGGAGUCCCCAGGGUGGCCCCGGGGUAUGACCCGGGGGGUCCUCGGGGUGUCCUAAGGGUGUCCUCGGGGUUGCCCGCAGCCGCAGCCGCCGCCGCGACGAGACAACGCCGGCCACGCCCGAAGAUCCUCUCCCACGUUAAGACGAAGUUAGCAAAAUCUUUAUGUUUUUCUUAUUAAAAUACGAGCAAAGACACGCCAGUUCUACGGGUAGAGGCGCCGCGGCCAAGGGAGCCCUAGGGGCCUCGUGGCGCUUGCCUCCUGGAGAGGGGCAAGAUCGCGGAUGGGUGGCGAACCCGCGCUGCCGGCACCCCGAAGGGGACGACCCUCCCUCCCUUCUGCCGGCAGCGUCGUGGCCUGCCGCCCCAGGUUAGUUUCUGCCACAUUUUAUUUAGUAUCACACCCCUCGGGUCGAGGCGAUCCCUACGCUGCCUGCCGUCUUCGGCGAGCGACCGACCCGCGUUGACGAUUUUAUUCGACGGAACGUCCCCAGGAGUUUGGGUACACUCCGAGGACGGGACCUCGCGCCUCGCCUCCUGCGGUUUUAGUAUGUGAAAGUCUCCUUUCGCGUUUCGGUUUUCCCAGGUCGAUGGGGAUUGAGGCUCUGCCCUAGGAGGCGGACUCCUAGAUUCCAAUGCCGGUGGUACUUAAUAGACUCGUGAGAAAGGACGGAGGCGAGGCGCCGGGUUCGUUCUGCAUUUGAGAGUCUUCAGAAAUUUCUGCCCAUUUCUUUUUCUCUUUUUUUUUUUUUUUUUAUUACGGGGUAUCGCGAAUUUUAGUCACGCGGUUGGUCGCUCGCGUGGCUUCCGAUCAAGAGUCUUAUGGGAGGAAACUUCGGAAGCCGGACUCGAGAUGGCGGCGACGACGACCUGGAAAACGGAAGUGGGAUCGACUCGACCCGAAUGUACUGCCUUUCCUCGGAAGAAACGUGUUGGCGACGCAUGAGUGAGUGGUAAGUACGGAGAAGGGUGCUCGCAAGAUGGGUCACCGACUCUCUAAGCUCGACUCGACUCACGCCGUUCACCCACCGCCUCUCUCGCCUCGGUUUAUUAUUAUUUUUUUCUCUCUCUCUCUUCCUUUGUUUCUCUCUUUCUCUCUUCUGUCUCGUCAUCUCUUCUCAUCUCUUCUUUUCUACAGCUUCCCUCUGCUUGUACCGUCAGGCCUCCCCGCCCUGGCUGGACCACGCCUAGUGACUCCUCUAUCCCUCGUCGUCGGAGAGUGUCUCGUAUGAACAUUACGUGGACUCAAGGGGCACCCGGCGAGGAGGCACGAAGACGAGAAUCGGUCGAUUACUAGACCGGCUAGAAAUGGACACAUCCGUUUUUGGGUUUCUCCGGAAGCUGAGGAGAAGCGAGAGCUCCCUCCCCUUGAAGCGACGCAAUGCUCAUCCGAGACAUCGUCCGCUCCUCGUGGACGAUGAGAUGGGGUCACUGGUAUACGCGGCUCGUCCUCCUUCGUACCCUGAGCUCAUACCUAGUAUCCGUCCCGCCCUCUCCAGUGCUGCUCUCAGAAUGCUCAUGAUAUUACGCAGACGUAACCGCGCGCUACUGUAAAUGGGUCGUAAAAGGUAGUUGCAAGUUUCGGAGGAUCAACGAUGGGCUGCAUCCGUUGACGCGAUUUUAGGGGAAAUUUGAGAGACCGCCGAGGCGACUCGUAGGGGGUUCACGGGAUUGCCCGGAUCUCGCGAUCAGUGGUGGCCGGAAAUCGGCGAGUUUUACGAUCCAUUUCUCAUAUUGCGUCGAGUCCAUUUACUCUCCUCCAUUUUCCGCCAGAGAUGGGCGAACGACUGCGACGAGUUAUCGGGUUGUCCUCUUCGACCGCUUCGGUCCUGGUCCCGAUCUCGGAAUUUUAUCGUUGUCGCGAAACCUCUUCCGGUCUUCUCCAAGGUGGAGAACGGCUUCGUUCGAUCCGUUCUCCGGGUCGAGUCUCUUAUCCAGACAACCUGCCUAGAGUAGAACUGGCCGACAAGGACGAAAUUGAUUCUCGAAGUGCUGAUAAAGAGACGGUAGAUUCGCGUUCGGCUGCGCCCGUCCCUGGUCAACUAACCUCACCUGCAGAUAUCCGCCUGUUCGCUUUACUUUUGACUGUCUACCGGACUGCCUUUCGGUCCGUCUGUCUGUUAGUCCGUGCAUCUAACUGUCCAACUCUGUCCGGUAACGGUCCUCCUAUUUCCCCCUUGGAAACGCCCUAAACGCCUCCGAAAUCGACACUCUCCGAUAACACCGAACGCCGCGUAACACGCGUACGUAUUUGCCUACGCAUCGUUGUUAUAAAGUUUUCUUUGCAACGGUUGUCUUUCCGAAUCGCCGCUAUUGACGAAGGAACGACGGAUCGAUCGUUUCGUAGCUUCCGGGUUAUUCUAGCCCUCGGCGAGCCGGAAGCGACGCUCGUCCUCCCCGCGACCUCCUUCCGGAAUUAUUACAUAAAUUGAUGCACCCGUCCCUUGACAAGAUGGUCGUCAAUAGUGUUCGCGAGAUCGAUGAAUUAGCUGGAUAAAAAUCCUUACUCAUAUAUAUAUUUUUUUUUUUUUCCAAUGAAACGUGCCCAUAUAAUCCAGGAAACCGUUGAGCUAAAAAUUCAGGAUCCCCGUUCGGAUUUUUGGGAGAAAUUUGAAAAACUAGGGGAAAAAAGUUAAAGAAAUAAAGGGGGAGGACACGGAGAGAGGAGGUCGACCGAGCGCGCAGAUUCGGCAGGACAAUCCCACGACAGAAUUGGUCAUGUAGAGAUUCUGUUAUUUAUUAUUGAGUGUCACACUAUCGACUGUUCCGAAUAAAGACGUUCUGUGGAAAGCUCGAACGAUUGGGCAUAGCCUGCCGUCCUGGGAAGCGGCGCGGAAAUUUCUUUUCCUCUCCUCGCUCGGGAAUUCCGCUCCGAAACGUCCGCUCGACGGAUAGGACUUAUCCGAGCCGACUUUGGGAACGAUUUGUGCGCGCAGGGAUCCGCGGCACCGAUGUCGAGUUUUCCCAAGACGGCGGGCGACAGCCACAUAUUGUUUCAACCAAUCACAGCUGUCACCGCUGUUGGACCUCACCGGUCCCUUGCCUCGAGGCAGGCGAUUGUUUGGACCUACCGUCGUGGAGUUGAGACGGCUCGUUUCCUCCUAGGAUGGGCCCAGGGAUGGCAACUACCCCGCCGAGAAGGGACGCAAAACGGCGCUCGUCCCUCGCUUUCCGCAAACCCCGGGCGCGCGACGGAAACUCCCAGUGGCGGAGCGACUCCGCUAGCGAGGCCGCUUCCGAUGCGCGAUGCGCAUCCCUAGCGCGGAGGCGGUUACAUUAUUCUUUCGCUUUCACUCUCUACCUCCUCCGCGUGCACAUUUCCUAUGUAACGCGUAACGACGAUUUUGCAUACGUAAAGUGGAUCCGCACGUGCGAGGUAUCGCGCGCAGGUUGCCAUGCGUAGGUGCCAUCCCUGGUUGCUCCCUUUUGCGAGCGUUUAUGGCCGAGAGAAGACCCGGCCACGACUCCGGACUGUUUGGGAUGACAUCGAGGAUGCCGAUCUCGGCUCGACGUACGCGUGGCUGGACCGAGAAACAAUAUUAAUGGAAGUAGCGAGUCGCGUCCUCGGCGACCGGAUUGCCGGCUCCGCCCGAGCGCCUCGGCCGACUCGAGCCCUCCGAGGGUGGUCGGCUCGAGAGCACCAAAAGCGGCCUCGAGAGGUCCUAGAUUUUUCUCGGCGCUUCCCUUGCAUCCCCCGGACUCCGGGGUCGAUGAUCCUCCGCAGUCCUUCCCGCGGAAGGGCCGGGGAAAAAUAUUAAAUAUGGACAUCCCGGUGCGACGCUUCUUCGUGCCCCGCGGAGACGCCGCAAUUUUCUAUCCGAAAUAGCGAGGUUACGAUUGCGAUAUCGUACGCACAUAGGUGCAACGUCUCCGCGUAGCAUGGAACGAAAAUCAAGCUUUCCGGAUUCCUGGUCAGAUCCGAGAAGGUACAGAGCCCAAGAUCGGCCUUUUCCCAGGCGGGAGAUCCGUGCCCCGAUCGAUGGUGAUCCUCGCCGAUCUUAGCCGAUCCCCCCGACGAUCCUUGCCGAUCCCUGAUCCGAUACAUCGGGGACGAGAAGAUCCGCCUCGAGCGUUCGUCGAGACUCCGUGAAUUCCUCCUGUCGCCGACGUAAAAAGGUAAUCGGGUGGAGCGGCGAAGCCUCGCCUUGGCUUCGCCUUGCAUCAGGUACGUACCGGCUAAGACUACCAUUUCCUAUCUUUGUUUGGUCCCCAGACCUCGGUGCCUACUCCCAAUGGGCUUACGCGAAACCUGCGGUUUAUUUUCAAUCGGCAGGUAUUCCGGUCGGCGAUUGGUUAAAAAUGCCCGAUCAAGCCAGCUGGGAAAUUAAAUUUCAUCUCGGCGAGAGGGACACCUCGAGCGAACUCGGAUUAAUUAAUCGGCUCGUGGAAGUGAAGGCGAAUCGGAAAUAUUUCUUCUGGGGAAUUUAUGCCGCGUAAAGCCAUUUCGAGUAGACCUCUUGGUUUGCCCUUGUCGAUCCUAACCGGCGAUCGCCUUUGACGGAAAGGCAAAGGCCAUUUGACCGGCUGCUUGAGACUUGACUUAACGCUUCGGCCUUGCGGAAUGCACUUGUCGCCGAAUUGCGCAACGGAUCCCUCGGAAAAGUCCUCGUAAAAAGUCUUCAAAGUGAAUUUACGAUUUCACCGCGGAUAAUAUUUAUUUCACGCGACGCCCGAGUGAUUUAUAUGUAUUUUUUUUCUUCGAGUUGCGUAAACUCCGCCACGCGAUAACGCGCGCAUCCUCUACUCUUUCCGACUGCACUCGGCGUGGAUAAUUGAUAAGAAGAUACGAUUCGCUUCCUAUCGGCGUUUUACGCGACUCGCAUUCGCGAAAACUAUCGCAAAAGUUCGAUAAGCUCCCAUUAAAGGUCUCCGAUUAGACCGUCGGUCGGCUUGCGCAUGGAGUACACCUCUGUUACGUCUUUUUCCUCUGUUUCUAUCUAUAAUUCUCUGUCCUAGACUUUUGUGGCUUUUUAUUUUCUGCCGAGUCUUGACUCGUCUCCUUUAAGUGUUCGUUAACGCAACGGGAGGUCUAGACCACUCGGCGGUUGCUUAAUUAAUUUGCAGGAUGCUAGAUCGGCGGGCGACUGAUCACGCCCACAAGAAUAAACGCAUUUAACUGGAAA
Molecule: messenger RNA, 6851 nt
Organism: Orussus abietinus
Lineage: Eukaryota; Metazoa; Arthropoda; Insecta; Hymenoptera; Orussidae
Gene: BuGZ
Product: BUB3-interacting and GLEBS motif-containing protein ZNF207
Exons: 6
Coding region: 261-1658 (465 amino acids)
Cellular component (GO): nucleus
Molecular function (GO): DNA binding
Source: RefSeq, a predicted model, not a curated record